CAAAACUGCUAUGGUAACGUUUGAUCAAGCGGCCCACCCAGAACUCCUCUGCCACUCCCUCUUUUCUUCCCAUUCCUCCUUCAACAACAAGCAGGCCGGUCCUUUUCGCCUUUCUUUUUUUCUUAUCUGCGCAGGAAGUAGCAGUUUCAACCUUUUACGAUGGCCUAUCGCUCGUCUGGCCUUGAUUUCUCCGACCGCCCCUCCACGCUGGACCAGCACCCGGAUUUGCCCAACCCUUAUAGCAACGGGCACGAGCCUUCUCACCUUCAGCGCAAUAAGACUGAGCGCAGGAGGCUUCAGGGUCUUCAGAGGUCCCUAACAAAUACCUCUAUCCCCAAACUGGCUUUCGAGCCGAAGGGCUGGAAACAAAAGUGGGAUGUUUGGAUGAUCAAUGACGGCGGCAGACAGCUCUUCUUCGGCGUGUUUAUCUUCCUUCAUCUCCUCGUUGGGGUUUUUGGAUUCUUCAAUUAUCAGCUCAGGGAUAAUUCGGUCAACGCUCGUGCUACGUUUGGUAUAACCUUUCCCAUCGCUCGUACUGCUGCUCUGAUCCUUCACGUUGACGUGAUCUUCAUUCUUUUGCCCGUCUGCCGCAACUUUGUCUCACUCCUUCGUCGCACACCUCUGAACGAUAUUAUUCCGUUCGAUAAGAACAUCUUAUUACACAAAGCCACUGCCUGGUCGAUAGUCAUUUGGACUACCGUCCAUAUUCUUGCACAUAUCGUCAACCUCACCGAGUUGGUCAAUGCCAUUCCCAAUGUUUCUACGGGUGAAAGGGUCAAGCAAUGGAUUCUUGCGAACUUUGUCAUUGGUCCUCUUAUUACCGGUUGGAUCAUGACCAUUGUACUGGCGAUCAUGGUGUGGUAUGCCAUGGAGAAGCGUCGCCGUGCUAACUUCGAGCGGUUCUGGUACACUCAUCACCUGUUCAUUGUCUUCUUCGUCAACUGGCAAUUGCACGGCAUGUUCUGCAUGAUCAAACCUGAUAGGCCCCCGUACUGUUCCUACAAUAAUAUUGGCGUAUUUUGGCGUUACUGGCUUGUCGGCGGUGUCAUCUGGAUCUGGGAGCGCAUUCUUCGUGAAAUUCGUUCACGUCACGUCACAUACAUCUCAAAAGUUAUCCAGCACCCCUCGAAUGUAGUGGAACUCCAGAUCAAGAAGGAGAAGACUACCACCAGGGCCGGACAAUAUAUAUUCUUGUCGUGCCCCGAGGUAUCGUACUUCCAAUGGCACCCUUUCACUCUCACCAGCGCGCCUGAGGAGGAUUAUAUCUCCAUUCAUAUUCGCGUAGUUGGUGACUUUACGAAGGCUUUGGCCCAGGCUGUUGGAUGUGACUUUGAAACCAAGGAGAAGGGUGCACCUGCUGGAGGAGUUGUCAUCGGUACCAACGUCAAUCCGCCCAUCAAUCGCACCCUCCCUCGUGUCAUGGUUGAUGGACCUUUUGGUAGCGCCUCGGAAGAUUUCCUUAACUACGAAACUAUCCUACUCGUCGGUGCUGGUAUCGGUGUUACUCCUUUCGCGUCGAUUCUUAAGUCCAUCUGGUAUAGGAUGAACAAUUUUGGGCACUCAAAACCCACGCGAUUGUCAAAGGUAUACUUUACAUGGGUUAUCCGUGACUACGGCACCGCAGAAUGGUUCCACUCCCUUCUUCACGCGAUCGAGGAACAGGACACCCAGAAUCGAAUUGAGAUCAACAUCUACCUCACCGCUAAGAUCAAGGAGGAUGAUAUGAACAAUAUCAUCGUCCAAGAUGUUGGUGCUGAGAAGGACGCGAUUACAUCCCUUCGUGCGCCCACGCACUUUGGUCGUCCGAAUUGGGAUCGAGUGUUCAGUUCCAUUGUUCAGAAACAUCCUCAAACCGACGUUGGUGUGUUCUUCUGUGGACCGUCGCCUCUCUCGAAGCAGCUUCACACUAUGGCGAACAAGUACUCGGAUCCCCAGAGUACCCGCUUUUUCUAUGGCAAGGAAAACUUCUGAUUGUUGGGUGCAGGGGAGAUGAUUUAGUAGUUGAAUUUAAGGGUUAGAAUAUUGGACUUGGAAUAUAUUAGAUGCUUGCAUCUUUUCUCGUCGCGAC
Messenger RNA from Desarmillaria tabescens, 2068 nucleotides. Its product is annotated as NADPH oxidase isoform 2. Gene Ontology annotation, biological process: defense response; superoxide anion generation. Bases 160 to 1971 code for a protein of 603 amino acids. Gene Ontology annotation, molecular function: superoxide-generating NAD(P)H oxidase activity. Lineage: Eukaryota; Fungi; Basidiomycota; Agaricomycetes; Agaricales; Physalacriaceae. The transcript has 7 exons. The record is from RefSeq and is a predicted model, not a curated record. Gene Ontology annotation, cellular component: NADPH oxidase complex; plasma membrane.